AUCAGAAUCAACAUUUGGACUUUCAACUCCACAUUUAAAUGAUGGAGAGAAUUAAUUAACUGUGUUUAUAUCUCUAAUUAAUUAACUGCAAAAUUAUCAUGUCUUUUUCCUAUAUACAAAAUAUUAACCCUCAUCACUCUAAACCUUUUUGUGCGCGUUUGUGUACAUCAACCGUCUUCACCUCUUUUUUUUUGAUCUGACCUCCAAUUAUUAUAUUCAACUCACAAGACAAGGUUUACAGCCAUCAUCUUAUAUAGAGUUAUCUCUUUUUUGUAACGUACAAUUCAUUGUAUGGCAGUUGUUGCUGAUGGAAGUUGACGAUUCAAAAAAGCCUGAUGGGUUCGAUGAACUUGUGAAGGCGAUAGAACAAUCACAUAAUGAAUCAGGAAAUAGUAAGAUACAGGAAUCAGUAUUACGGGAAUGUGUUAAAUAUCUCUCUACUAAUCGCUGGGGUCGUCAUUGGUUUUGCGAUAAGUAUAUGUUUCCAAUUUCAACUCAUGCAUUGAUUUUAUUCUCCUUUCCUACGAAUGACGUUUUAAAGAAUCUUAAACCAUUAAUGACAUCUAAUCUUCAGAAUUGUGAGGAGUGUCUAAGUCACUAUAAUAGAGGAAAAGUACAAUUAAAGUGGUCAUUUGCAAAUUCCAGAAAGAUUAGCUUUGAUAAGGUUGAAAAGUUUAUGUCAGUCAUAUUGGAAUGGGAAGUAUCGUGGCUCUUACCCAUCAUGUUACCUGCGGUAAAACUUAUAAAUGAUAAGAAAGACAUAGAGUUGGAUGCAAAUAUAAAUCAAGUCAUACUAUUGUGUCUUUACGGACCUGAAGUCUUACGAUCAAAUUCCACCUUAAGGGAGCAUUUCAUAACUAUUAUAUCUCAUUUACUUUCAAGAAAGAUGAUAAUUAUCCAUCCAAAAUUAUUACCAGGAAUAUUCUAUUUAGCAUUUGAAGGUACACAUCAAGAGAAGAUUUGGUCAAGCUUAUGGUUCAAGUCACUCAUCGAUAACAAGUAUACAGCAAAAGCUUCACUGAUAGAUGAAUCAUUAGUUCAAGAGUUUAGUAUUCAUUUAUAUCGAAUUGAAGAUCCUAAAUUUUUUACAACACCAAAAGCAUUGCUAUUUUGGAAUGUGAUAGAACAAUUACUUUUAGUAGUUGACAACAAUGCUUUCAAAGUCUUUAAUACCCCAAGAGAUUUGGAGGUUAUGAGUAAGCAUAAAAACUUGAGGCUAUAUUCUCUCAUAAGGUUGUUAUUAAAUUAUAUUAUGGCAUAUCAGGUUGUCGCAAUUCCUCAACUUUUUAGAGUUUUGAGCAGUCUAUUGGGUAGAUUUGGAAGUGAAUUCUGGAAUCUUGCUGGUCAAUUACAGUACAAGCAAGUUUUAGAUACUACAUUAGCUAAUGAUGAGUAUAUCAGCCUCUUAAAGACCUCUCCGAUAGAAAGAACUGAUAUCAACGAAUGGACAAUUUACGAAGUUACGGAAUGGCUUUUCAGUAUACUACGCACUUUACCAGACAGUCAGAGCAAGCAUAUCAGUAUAAAAAUUGUGUCAUUUCUAUUUAAAAAUAGUUCAUCAAAAGAUGAGUCGUCAUCUAAUCAAGAUAUAAGAAUUGUCAGAGAGCGGGCAUUACAAGGACUUGCUAUCAGAAUUUUGAACCACAACUUUGAUGACGGUAAUCUACCAGAUUACAAGAAUAAGGACUUCUUGAUAUCUUUGCUUAAGCUAAGAGAAAUCAGAGCAGUAGUGGAACCAUAUAGUGAUGCAAUAGUUGAAUACUCUUUAAAGCUGCUGUCACCUCGAGGAACAAAGCUAAUUUCACAUUGUAUCAAGUAUGAUAUAUCAUUAUUGGCUCAUAAUAGUUACUUGUUAUUGCAAAGUUCUAUUCCUACCUCAUUCGAUACAUAUCCAUUAUUAUGGAAUAGUUUUGUGGCUAGUAAAUUCUAUACCCGUCAAAGCGUAUCUGUGGGAGUUUUAAAGUCCUUGGAAGACGUUGUAUCAGUUACAAAAUUUGUAUCAAGUAAAACUGAAAAUCUUGAUAAACAUCUUUUAAAUGCUAGAAUUCAGCACAACGAAAAUGUCUCCGUUACAUUUGAAUCCUUGACUCAACUUCUUGAAAAGCUUACUUUGACAAACCAAGAAGUCUUAAGAAAUAUGUUUGCCGAUUCAGAGGUUCUACAAUCAUUUUGGUCAUGUAACUUUGCUCCAUUAGUAAACCAAGCUGCUACAGAUGUAUUUUAUGAAGUUUCUGAUUCAGGAGUUGGAAGAUUAGAAGCGAUUCAACAAUUACUUUCCACGUACCUAAAACCAAACUUGGAUGCAAUCCAGGUAAAUAUCAAUGCCAUGAUUUCAAUGGAAGCUUUUGAACCAUGUCCAAAGGGUGUUAGGAUUGUAAUGGAUAUUUUGAAGGCUUUAAUGGAUCCAUCGAUUGGUGUGUGUGUUAUGAAUCCAGAUGCUGUAAAGUAUUCGGAAGAUAUUAUAUCCGUUUGGAAAACCUGUUGGUACUUCAUGCUGAUGAUCUACAAAAAGACAUUUGAGUGGGCUUCACAACAUCACUUAGAAGAGUUGGUUGAGUUCACUAGAGAUGUUUUGGACUGCAGUCAUGUAUUAUUUGAUUCAUACAGACAAAUCAUACAGAAUGUUGAAAAUCUGAACGAUAGAUGGAAUCAAUUAUUCAAAGUAUUUAUGAAUGCUUUGGAUAGUGCAGUAUUUUGGUUACGAUUGGGAGAUCCGUCGUUAUUAAAUUCUUGUUUGAGUUUGAUUAUAAUGGCAUUUUCGUUAGCGAAUGAAUUGAACUUUAAUAUAGAUGAAAAUUUCAUAGAAUCAUGUGCAAAGUUCGGUGUCAAAUAUAAAAGGUUUAACAAUAAGUUGAACGACCAACAAAGAAAUGAACUUUUGUCAGCAUCUAGAAGCUUUAAUCCUUCUGUUGUCGAAAGAAUUGAGGAAGAAUUGAAAGUUCUGAGAUCUAAAUCAGCAACUCCAGUAAGAGAGGUUAUUGAAUUUUUAUCUGAUGAAGAAUCUGCUCCAAAGAACAAAUCUUUGAAACAACUGACUCUUAGCAAAUUUGUUGAUUUUACGAAGGAGAUACCAGUGGCACCAGAACCCAAAAAGGUGAAAUCAUCCAGUCUUGAUGCAAUUCGUAAAGACUUACAAUCUUCAAGAGUGCAACAGAAGAAACCAGUUGCUCCGAUAGUUGCUCCUGCUCCACCAAGACCAGCUGGAUUUAACUCCAAGAGGGCGCACACUCCUGUUUCUGUUGGCCGUCCCAUGAGGCCUCAGAAAAAGCAAGUCGAGUCUGAUAGUUCUGACGAUGAAUCUGAUGUUGAUAUGUCUGAUUUAUUUUAUGAUUCUCGUAAAGGUAAGAAGAAGACUGUUACUGAAGUUGAUUUCAAUGGGAGACCAAUUGUGAAAGAGAAGUCAGUAAUCGAUCAGAGAAAGAAAGAUGAAGAAAAUAUGAGGGCAAGACUUAAUGUGAGCUUAAAGCCACUUUAUUCUACGAUUUUGAAAUGGAACUAUAAUUCAAACGAUGAAUUUCCCUCCCAGGAUUUAUCUAUAUAUCAAUCAACAAAAGAUGAAUAUGAGGAUGCCAAGGAUUAUGUUAAACUGACAGAGCCGUUGUUCGUGUUAGAAUGUUGGCUGCAAAUUCAGUCAGUAAAAAAUACAACUAUUGAAACCCCAUUCGAGAUUCAGAUAGGUAGUAGGACUACUGUCGAUGGAUUUUUUGACGUUUAUGCGUCAGUUAAAAAGUCUGUCAUUUCGGAUCGUAAGAUUGGAGAAACCGAUCUAUUGGUACUAGGUGUCAAGACUGGUAUUUCCAGUACCGAUUAUGGCAGAUAUUUGAAGAGUCCAAGCACAAGGACCUGCCUUGCUAAAGUAAGGGAAAUAAAAUCUGCUAAUAGUGAAUAUUUUGAUAUCACCAUUAGAGUCUAUCCUUCAGGGCCAAUGAUGGGCGUCUUAACACCAAAAUCGGAAAUCUUGGCCAUGAAAGUAAUGCAAAUGAUUACGGUUGAAAGAGAGUUCACUUCAUUAAAGGGAUUAGAAUAUUAUGAUCUUUACGAGGAUAUCUUGAAAGCUGAAACAAGUGUUGCCUUAAAUAUCUCUGACACGGAUGCAUCAAAAAUAUUAGAUACAUAUGACUUAAACUUAUCACAAGCUAAGGCUAUCUUAGGAAGUUAUAAUUCUAAAGGUUUUUCAUUGAUCCAGGGGCCACCAGGUACCGGUAAAACAAAGACUAUUCUUGGGAUUGUUGGAUAUUCAUUAUCUCAUCAACAGAAAGAAAAUGUGAUAUCCCUUCCGGACCAAAAGAGGGCUGCAUCUCCUGCUUUGUCAUCAAAUCCACAAAAGAUCUUAGUUUGUGCACCAAGUAAUGCUGCUGUUGAUGAGUUAGUAUUACGUUUAAGAGAUGGGGUUAAAAAUAGCGAAGGUAAGCCUAUGAAUCCAAAAGUUGUUCGGUUAGGAAGAAGUGAUGUUAUCAAUGCUGCAGUCAGAGAUUUGACUUUGGAAGAACAGGUAGAAAAAGAGCUUCUGGCUAGAUCUUCAGACUUUAAUGUAGAUCCAAGUAUUAGACAAGAGCUUUCCAAAUGCCUGGAAGAGAUGAAAAAGGUUGAACUCAAAAGACAAGAGGAAAAUUUAACUGAGGAGGAAGUCGCCGUACUAGAAACAGAUUUUCAUCGGUUGAGAAAACAAAAGAGUCAAUUAGCUCAGAAGUUAGAUGAUCAGAGAGAAAAGGCAUCUAUAGCUUACCGUACAAGAGAAUAUGAAAGACGGAUGAUGCAAGCCAAGGUUUUAAGCGAAGCUCAAAUCAUAUGUUCAACUUUAUCUGGUUCAGCAGUUGAUAUGUUAGCUAAUCUAGGACUCAAGUUUGAACAGGUUAUUAUUGACGAGGCAUGUCAGAGUGUUGAGUUAUCAGCUAUUAUUCCAUUGCGUUAUGGUUGUAAGAAAUGUAUCAUGGUUGGGGAUCCAAACCAACUUCCACCAACCGUGAUUUCCAAAGCAGCAGCAAACAAUAAAUAUGAUCAAUCUUUAUUUGUUAGAAUUCAACAGAAAAAUCCAGAGUCAGUAUAUCUUUUAGAUGUUCAGUAUAGAAUGCAUCCAGAUAUUUCAGCUUUUCCAAGCCGUGAGUUCUAUAACUCAAAGUUACUUGACGGUGAAGGAAUGUCAGAGAAGAAUGAAAGGCCAUGGCAUAAAGAUGCCCCUUUGUUACCUUAUCAAAUAUUUAAUAUAAUAGGUGCACAUGAACGUAAUGAACUUUCUCGUUCAUUGUUCAAUAUUCGAGAGGCUACCGUAGCAUUAGAACUAGUGGAAAAAUUAAUUAAUAAGAUGUCAGAAGACUUUUCUGGACGUAUUGGUAUCAUUUCUCCUUAUAAAGAGCAGAUCAAAACAAUAAAGAAUGUGUUUAUUAAGAAAUAUGGAAAAUUAAUAUUGUCACAAAUAGAUUUCAACACUGUCGAUGGUUUCCAAGGUCAAGAAAAGGAGAUUAUUAUAAUGAGUUGUGUCCGAGCAAGUGAAACUGGUAAUGUCGGUUUUCUUUCUGAUAUUAGACGUAUGAAUGUUGCGCUCACAAGAGCCAGGACAACUUUAUGGAUCCUUGGAAAUACUGAGUCUUUGAGCAGAAAUGCUGUUUGGAAAAGACUUAUUGAAAAUGCAAAAGAAAGAAAUCGCGUGGUACAAGCAGUUCAUGGUUUCUUAAGUGUCAACCCUACUAAGAGAAAGAUUGGAAUCGAUAAAGCCGAAAAUCCAAAAAAACAGAAGAAUGAAGUGACACCAAUGAAUUCGAGAAAUGUUCCUGCUAAUUCAACGGCGAAACCAAAUGUUUACAACUAUUCUCGAGUUGCGGAUACAUCAUAUGGAAGAAGUACACCACGACCAGUAGCACCUCGAGGUGCGUCAGGGCCAAAAUUAGGUAAAGGUGAUAAUACAAUAUCAUCGCAAAGCACAACUGGUCCAAAGAUAAGUAAGUCGGGAGUACUUCCCUCUAUGACACAGUCUAAGCCAAUAAAAGUAGUCCAAAAGGAAGUUCCUGAAAUCCCUAGCAAGCCCGCAAAUGACGAAAAAUUGGCCCCAUCUAAGUCAGGAUAUUUACCACUGAAUGGUAAGAUAGUGGUACCGACUACUACAGCACCUGUCACAUCCACUUCAGGAAAGAUAACAAAGAAUCCUGUGGUUCCAACUUCAUCUGGUACAAUAAAACCACCACCAGCAAAAUCACCUCCAAGUAUUUUUAUCCAAAGAAGACGUCCAAAUCCCAAGAAAUAGACGCCAUCUACAUAUUUAUUACAAUUAACAAAUAUACAAUUAUGCAUUUAUUUAUG
Molecule: messenger RNA, 6294 nt
Organism: Scheffersomyces coipomensis
Lineage: Eukaryota; Fungi; Ascomycota; Pichiomycetes; Serinales; Debaryomycetaceae
Gene: SEN1
Product: putative DNA/RNA helicase
Exons: 1
Coding region: 308-6238 (1976 amino acids)
Biological process (GO): termination of RNA polymerase II transcription
Cellular component (GO): nuclear body
Molecular function (GO): transcription termination site sequence-specific DNA binding; ATP binding; helicase activity
Source: RefSeq, a predicted model, not a curated record